Messenger RNA from Cottoperca gobio, 4976 nucleotides. It is a transcript of the gene esyt2a, whose product is annotated as extended synaptotagmin-like protein 2a. Lineage: Eukaryota; Metazoa; Chordata; Actinopteri; Perciformes; Bovichtidae. The record is from RefSeq and is a predicted model, not a curated record. Gene Ontology annotation, biological process: lipid transport. Gene Ontology annotation, molecular function: phosphatidylethanolamine binding; calcium ion binding; phosphatidylcholine binding. Gene Ontology annotation, cellular component: endoplasmic reticulum membrane.
CCUCUUUCCCGCGAUGACAGUUUCCUGCAGGCUGGUUUAGAGGGACUGGACGCCCUCACAGCAAGAUGUACUGAGGAGGAGACAGGGUAAUCCGAGUUUAGAUGGUCGGCAUGUUGUGGACUGGGCUGGUGAAGUGAAUUUUUGUUUAUUUUUUCAGGAAAGAGCGGAGGUCGAUACCGUGGUGAAAUGACCAACAGGAUGGAGGGUUCGGCGGCACCAGGUGCCAGGGUGAAAGAACCCGUCGCAGCGCCCAGCAGCCCAGUGAGCUCCAACAUAGGCCCGCCUCUUUCUCCAGAAGACCUGGACGACGAGCCACAAUCUUCCCUGACAGAUAUCACCCAAAUGUGGAUUAAAUUCGGCAAGACUUUCGCCAUAAUCUUCCCGAUCUACGUCUUGGGAUACUUUGAGUUUAGCUUUAGUUGGGUUCUGAUUGGACUUGCCAUUUUGUUCUAUUGGAGGAAAAACUACGGCGGUGAGGACUACAGGAUAAACCGUGCCUUAGCAUUCCUGGAGCAUGAGGAGAAAGCAGUAAAGCAGAGUAUUCCUACUUCUGAGCUGCCACCAUGGGUCCAUUAUCCAGAUGUGGAGAGAGUGGAGUGGCUGAAUAAGACGGUGAAGCAGAUGUGGCCGUUCAUCUGCCAGUUUGUGGACAAGCUGUUCAGAGAGACCAUCGAGCCGGCGGUGAAGGCCGCCAACCCUCAUCUCAGCUCCUUCUGCUUCACCAAGAUCGACAUGGGCGACAAGCCGGUGAGAGUGAACGGGGUGAAGGUUUACACGGAGAAUGUGGACAAGAGACAGGUCAUCAUGGACCUGCAGAUCAGUUUUGUCGGGAAUACGGAGAUCGACGUGGACAUCAAGAAGUAUUACUGCAGAGCUGGAAUCAAAAGCAUACAGCUUCACGGGACGAUGAGAGUGGUGAUGGAGCCGCUGCUCGGGGACAUGCCUCUGAUCGGAGCUCUGUCCGUGUUCUUCCUCAAGAAACCAUUGCUGGACAUCAAUUGGACGGGACUCACAAACAUGCUGGACAUUCCCGGUAUCAAUGGUUUGUGUGACAACAUCAUCCAGGACAUCAUCUACAGCUUCCUGGUUCUGCCCAACCGCAUCACCAUUCCUCUGGUGGGGGAGGCCCAGCUGGCCCAGCUACGCUUCCCCAUGCCCAAUGGCGUCCUCAGGAUCCACUUCAUCGAGGCCCAGGACCUGCUGGGCAAAGACAAGUUCCUCGGCGGGCUGAUCAAAGGCAAGUCCGACCCGUACGGAGUCAUCAAGGUCGGGACGCAGCUCUUCCAGAGCAAAGUCAUCCACGAGACCGUCCACCCGAAAUGGAACGAGGUGUAUGAGGCCUUGAUGUACGAUCACAAUGGACCACACCUGGAGAUUGAACUGUUUGAUGAAGACACUGAUAAAGACGACUUCCUGGGAAGUCUGAUGAUCGACGUGGCCGAGCUCCAGAAGGAACAGAAGGUUGAUGAGUGGUUCGUCAUAGAAGAUGUGGAUACAGGGAAGCUGCACCUGAAGCUGGAGUGGUUGUCUCUGCUGCCGUCGCCGGAGAAGCUGGACCAGGCGCUGAUGUGCAUCAAAGCGGACCGAGGUCACGCCAACGACGGUCUGUCGUCUGCGCUGCUCGUCGUCUUCCUGGAUUCGGCCAGAAACCUGCCGAGCGUCUUCGAGGGGAACUUGGGCUCCGGCUACUUAAAAGAGAGGCGUGCGGCGGGCCUCGUGUUCUGCGAGAACACCGCCUCUCUCUAUAGGACCUUAUUUCGCAAUCCGUUAGAGUUCAACCAGGCGGGUCUGAGGAAGUCCUCGGUCAGUAAGGCCAUCAAGUCUGGUAAGAAAGUGACCAGCGAUCCCAACCCGUUCGUCCAGUUCAGAGUGGGACACAAGUCCUUCGAGAGCAAGACCAGAUAUAAGACCAAUGAGCCGGUGUGGGAGGAGGCCUUCACCUUCCUCAUCCACAACCCCAAGAGCCAAGAGUUGGAGGUUGAGGUGAAGGACGAGAAACACGAGUGUUCGUUGGGGAUCUUGACGCUUCCUCUGAGUCGCCUGCUGGAGGCAGAAGACAUGACGCUGCAUCAAAGUUUCCCCCUGAGGAACUCGGGGCCGAGCUGCACCCUCAAGAUAAAGAUGGCUCUGCGGGUGCUGUCUUUGGAGAAGAACACCUCCUCCUCCUCAGACUCCACUCCGUCCUCCGUGCAGGUCAACAAGAACAGCUCCUCCAACCAAACCCCGCAGCCCUCCGUCUCCCCCGUGCCUCCACCCUCCACGUCCAACAUCCCCCGCUCUGCCUCAGUGUCGGCCCAGGACGUGCUGAACCGGCAGAGGGAGUCCCAGGAGCCCUAUAGGUCUCCGGGAAGCACAGACUUGGGGCAGGGUGGAGGACGAGGAGGAGGCCUGGCGCAGACCGGGAGGAGCACCUCCAACCUGGCCAUCUCCGGGUCCCAGCAGUACCUGGCCGGAGGCAAAGAGCCGACGCCCAGCAUCGCCUCCGACAUCUCCAACCCCUACGCUGCUCAGGAGCUGCAGCAGAGACUCCAGCAGCUGCAAAAUGGUUCUGGUCCCGGUCAUUACCCGCUGGGUGAGAUCCAGCUGACGGUCAGACACAGCUCCCAGAGGAACAAAGUCAUCGUGGUCGUUCACGGCUGCAGAAACCUGAUCGCAUUCACCGAUCACGGCUCGGAUCCUUACGUCCGCCUUUACCUGCUUCCUGAUAAACGGAGGUCGGGCCGCAGGAAAACUCCCACAUUCAAGAAAACACUGAACCCAGUUUACGAUCAGACGUUUGAGUUCAGCGUCUCCCUCGUGGAGCUGCACAGACGGACUCUGGAUGUCGCGGUGAAGAACGGUGGAGGUCUGCUCUCCAAACACAAAGGCCUUCUGGGAAAGGUUCUGGUGGAUUUGAGCCACGAGGAAAUCUCUAAGGGUUGGACUCAGUGGUAUGAGCUGAGUGAAGACGGCCAGACGAAGCCUCACCAGCUAUAGACUGCAACGACAGGAACCAUCAUCAUCAUCAUCAUCAUCAUCAUCAUCACAUCGCCACACGUCCACUUACGUCUACUGUGCGGCUUUUUAUUGUUCAUGACUUGUAAGUGUACAAAAGGAAACAGAAAAGCAGCUUUUGACAUUCAUUUAAUCACAUCAGUCGCAAGGCAAACCUCCCCUUUAACAAGUGAAAGGCUGACAGACUAAAGGGAGUAUUGAUAUGUAGAAGACUAUAUCUUACAUAAUGUACUGCUGUGGAAGUUUAUAUUCCAUAUUUAUAGGAGAAACUAUAACGGCUGUAGAGGAAGACGAUAUAUUUGUUUUUGAACGACGAUGUACAAGUUUGUAAAUAUAAACAACGAUGCUGGACAGAAGAUGAGAGAGAGCGGCGUGCUCUCUUUUUGGCCAAAUGUUUGUUUGCCAAUUUAUUUUAUUUGAUUAAUUAAUUUGUAUAAAUAAAAAAACACAUUGUAGUCGAGGUUUCUGAAGCAGAGCGGGCGGGCGGGCGCCGGGGAAGACGCCACAAAGAGACGAGAAGUAUUGAAACCUCGUGGGUUUUUGGUAACGCAGCUUUGCUCUGGUUUUAUUCCACUUUCACAACGAGUGUAUUAACUGAACUGCACGUACACGCUUUGUUUAGAUGCACACGUUGUUACCCGUUUGUUUUUAAACUGAAUAUUCAUAUCUGUGUUUUUAUCAUCUUCGCUCUUAGUUGCAGUUUAGAGGAAGAGAAAAUGUCUGUUUUAGCGAGUAAAUCCAAAAUGAAUGUCUUGAAAUAAUAUAAAUAACAUUUUUCUAUUUUUUUAUUUAAAGGAGUAGUUUGACAUUUAUUUUCGCCUUACUCAGUUCUAUUAUACAAAAUCACUUAAAAUAACCACGAGCAGCGUCUCUAAAACUCACAGAUUGUUAGUUUAAUAUAAUAUUACGUGUGUACGUCGAAGGUAUUGAGCUUUACAGCCGACAGACGUGUCGUCCAUGUUCUAUCCAACAUGUCACAACGAAUGUUGAACUCUUCCUUUAAAGUAAUUCCUGCGUCAAAUCAAACUUUAUUAUCAGCCACAUUUUCUUCAUUUAUAAAGCCACUAUGUUUAGACGUUUAAAAGUAGUAACAUUAAGGAAACACUAUAAUAAUAAUAAUAAUAAUAAUGUAUAUUUACACAUUAAUAGUCAUAUUCACCACUUCCUGGCAAUUUUUCACAUUAAAAGUUUUCCAGUAUUUGUUUAAAUUAGAUUAUUUUGCUGAAUUCUCCAUAUUUGUAUUUUAUUUUUACUAUUUCACCAAUAUGAGAAUUAACAGUUGCACAAACACGGAGAAGAAUGAUCUGAAAGCACAAAGAAUAAUGUUCAAACAUCUCUAAACAUUUCCAACAACACAAUCUACAGACGGUGGCUUUAAGAGUUAGAACUCUGGAUAUUUUCUAAACGGGCUUUUUGUUUGUUAGUCGUCAUUUCAUUGAGGUUGAUAUGAGUUCCACUUCAUCAUAUAUCAUUUCUUCAUGUUUAUGAAUCAACAUUUAGUCUUAACUUGUCAUAAAGUGCACUCGUGUUUGUUUUGUGCACAUAUUAAACACUCACAAUAAAGAAACGUGUGUUCUCCGUGUGGGCCCUGCAAAGCCAAAGAGCAGCGAUCCGUGACCUUUGACCUUCCAAAUAUACAAAUAUAGACUUUUGCCUUGUGUUCACGUCGAGCAUCAAGAAAGUAUUUUACACACGUGUAUGUAAACUGUUAUGUCUUUUAAUGUUUUUUAUUUGUGUUUUUGCAGCUGUCGCCCUUUUUGUGUUUCUUGUUCUGUGUUUUGUUUUGUAAGAAGUUCCGUCGGUUUGUAUUCUCUGUCUUCUUAAUUUAUCUCGUGCCUUAAGAUUCACUCGACCCAGAGAUAUGUAUAAAAGAGAAGCAACAAAAUGCUUCAGCGGUUUCCUGUGUUUCAGAAUGUCCUAAAUGUCUUUUAACACAAAUAAAGAGCUUUAUCUGGCUUCAGCAGCAUGAAGCUGUGCAGCAC